CGUUAAUCUAUAAAGUAAACAAGUGUAACCUACAAAAUAUUUGCAUGUAAACCGUUAUUUAAAUAUGCCUACAGAAAAUAUACAGUAUUCAGAAAAAUAUUGUGAUGAAAAUUACGAAUAUAGGCAUGUAAUUUUACCACCAGAUUUAGCAAAAUUAGUACCUCGUCCACAUUUAAUGACUGAAACUGAGUGGCGAAAUUUAGGAGUGCAACAAAGCCCCCACUGGGUGCAUUACAUGUUGCACGGACCAGAGCCCCAUAUAUUAUUAUUUCGAAGACCACGCCAUAACAGACAGAUUUAAGCAGAUUUGAUAUUUUAUAUAUUACAAACCAAGUGUACAGUGAAUAAAACAGAUGUUAUUACAGUGACGAAAUAUUAGAAGUGAUUCUGUUUCAUAGUAAGAAUAUUUAGCAUUAAUUAUAAUGGUCUUAUCUCUAUACAAUGAUUAAUUUGACUUACAUGUGUAGUAACUGCAUUGUUCAAUUUAAUUUAUAGUUCUAAAAUUUAUUCACAGUUACAUUUUUGUAGUUUCUCUGAGCUAAGAAACAA
Messenger RNA from Agrilus planipennis (emerald ash borer), 549 nucleotides. RefSeq names its product cyclin-dependent kinases regulatory subunit (gene Cks85A). The coding region runs from base 65 to 301 and encodes 78 amino acids. Gene Ontology annotation, molecular function: protein kinase binding; histone binding; ubiquitin binding. The transcript has a single exon. NCBI's taxonomy places the organism in Eukaryota, Metazoa, Arthropoda, Insecta, Coleoptera, Buprestidae. Gene Ontology annotation, biological process: regulation of mitotic cell cycle. Gene Ontology annotation, cellular component: SCF ubiquitin ligase complex; cyclin-dependent protein kinase holoenzyme complex. The record is from RefSeq and is a predicted model, not a curated record.